AAUUAUUUAGAUUAUAAAAUGGAAAGAGAGGAAAGGUUCUUAGAAAUUUGCAAAGGAAUUAGAAGUUUGGAUGGUGAGAGUGUAAAUUCGACAAUAGAAUUCAUUGAAACUCCUUGUGCAAAAGAAUAGAGAGACAUUGUUAGAAAACUCUUGAGAAAAGGAUAUAGCAAUUCUUAAAUUUAUUCAGAGGUCAAUAGAGUUUUCGGAACUCAUUCCAUUUUAAAAGUUUAUUGUUGGGAUGUCAAAGACCCUAAAAAAUAUUUUGGAAUGGGUUUUAUUGGAAUAGGCAUUGCUUUUGGAAUGGCAGUUCUAAAAAAAGCAAUCAAGAAAUGAUAAAAUAAUCAGAUAUAAUUAUAUAGGUG
Molecule: messenger RNA, 362 nt
Organism: Paramecium sonneborni
Lineage: Eukaryota; Ciliophora; Oligohymenophorea; Peniculida; Parameciidae
Source: the annotation of a GenBank genome assembly